AUGAGCGACUGGACAUCCACUUCAUCAUCCUCAUCAUCAUCAUCUCUUAUUCAACGUUUAUUGAUGGUGUAUGAAUUCUUUUAUUUCUGUUUUUAUGGACUUUAUUUAUUAGUUUGUGAAUUGGAGCUACUUACUAAAAUAAAGUCAUUGGUACCAUUUUUCGGAGUUAAAAUUAAACCACUCAUGUCCACUUUAGAAGAAAUGAUUUCUCAUAAAAUUGAACUUGUUAAACCAGAGGCUGAUCAAUUUUAUAUUAUUACAGGUGCCAAUUCUGGUAUUGGUUAUGAAACUGCCAAAACACUGGCCUGUGAAUUUGGUUUUAAUGUAAUUUUAGCUUGUCGAUCUGAAGAAAGAGGAACCGAAGCAUUAAACAAAAUUCAACAAGAAUUGAAUAAGAAAAACUCAAAAGUAAUUUUGAAAUUCCUUUCAUUGGAUUUGAAUUCAUUGAGUAGUGUCAAAUCAUUUGCUGAAAAGAUUAAUCAACAAUAUAAGGUCAAGUGUCUCAUUGCUAAUGCUGGAAUAAUGACACCACCAUAUGGUUUAACAAAGGAAGGACAUGAAACUCAAUAUGGAUGUAAUUAUUUGGCUCAUGUUCUCUUAACAUUAUUGUUAAAGAAUAAUUUGGCUGAAAAUGGACCAGAUAGUAGAAUUGUUUUUGUUGCAUCUGAAGCUCAUCAAACUGGUCAUGUUGAUUUGGAAGAUCCUGAUUUUAAAAAGAGACCUUACAAUCCAUUCCAUGGUUAUACUCAAUCUAAAAUGGCUCAAAUCAUGUUCACUUAUCAUUUUGAUAAGUUAUUGAAAAAGGAAGGAUUAGGUGGUAGUGUUUCAAUUAAUGUUAUUCAUCCAGGUAUUGUUUCUACAAAUAUUGGUUCAAAUAUUUGGUUCCCAUUCAAUUAUGUUUUCAAUUGGGGUAUUAGUCUUGUUGCUCUCACACCUAUUGAAGGUGCUAUUAAUCAAAUCUAUGUUUCUUGUGCUAAGGAAUUGGAAAGAGUUUCUGGAAAAUAUUUUUGUCAUUGUAAUCUUGCAAAGAGUAAUGCUGAAAGUUAUGAUCCUGAAUAUGGAACUAAAUUAUAUGAAAAGACUUUGGAAACUUUGAAACCUUGGUUAUAA
Messenger RNA from Naegleria gruberi, 1110 nucleotides. RefSeq lists its product as uncharacterized. Lineage: Eukaryota; Heterolobosea; Eutetramitea; Acrasida; Naegleriidae. The record is from RefSeq and is a predicted model, not a curated record. The coding region runs from base 1 to 1110 and encodes 369 amino acids. The transcript has a single exon.